Messenger RNA from Populus trichocarpa (black cottonwood), 2026 nucleotides. Its product is annotated as delta(7)-sterol-C5(6)-desaturase 1. Gene Ontology annotation, biological process: lipid biosynthetic process. The record is from RefSeq and is a predicted model, not a curated record. The transcript is spliced from 3 exons. Gene Ontology annotation, molecular function: oxidoreductase activity; iron ion binding. NCBI's taxonomy places the organism in Eukaryota, Viridiplantae, Streptophyta, Magnoliopsida, Malpighiales, Salicaceae. The coding region runs from base 782 to 1369 and encodes 195 amino acids.
UUGUAAAGUUUGAAUCUUUUGUCUGCUUACGGUCCAUAUUCAUGACAUUAAUAUUCGCAUACGUGCUUAUGUAUAGUAUCUGCUUUGCUGUCAAGUUUGAUUCUGGUAUCAUUUGUUCUCAUUCUAAACUUUUUAUGUGGAUUUUGACUGGCUCUCAAUUAUGAGUUAAUGUUUGUAUCUGAGUUGGUUAAUGCCAUUCUUCUUUCUAAUUAUUGAUUUUCUGUGCUACUUUGGAUUUUCUUCCUUUUUUCCCACCUCCAGAUCUGUAAUCAUUGAAUUUGAGAAUUCUCUUCCUUUUUGUCAAUUUCUUACCUACAUUGCUUGUUGUCCUUACUUUGCUUGUAACUACAAUAACAUGCUAUACCUUUUUCUUGCCCCCCAUGCUUACCUCUUUCAACUCUCUUGGAAAUAUGUAGAAUGCGUCCUCUUUUUCUGCAAGUGAUAUCCACUGCAAUUACUUCCUUUUUUUUUUUUUUUUGAGUUUCAAAAAGCCAAGUGAUGUCCUGAAGCCCGAAUGCCAUGUAACAUAACAUUACUUCAUGAUUAUGACAACAGAAGUUAUGAUGUGUAGAGAAGUUACCGCUUUUUAUGUUUUUUUUUUUCUCUGUUCCUAUUUGCUGAGAAAUUACAACUUUUUUUCUUAUUUUCUCACAGCAUGCGUAUAUGCCUAUUUAAUAAGAUUGAUCCACCAUUUCAAUCAGCAAGCAUGACUUUUAAAAGUUGCUGAUUGAUUUAUUGGUGGAGUUUUCUUAUGUAAGAUACCAUACCUUCAAACAGAGCCAUGCUCUUACAAAUAUAUGUUGCUAUGAAGGCUAUGCCAUGGUACACUCUUCUUCCAACAGUUUCUGAGUACAUGAUUGAAAAUGGCUGGACAAAGUGUUUCUCUAGCAUAUCUGAAAUUGGUUGGUUCGCCUACAUCAUAUAUUUUCCUAUAUAUCUUGUUAUUGUGGAGUUUGGGAUUUACUGGAUGCAUAGAGAAUUGCAUGAUAUAAAACCUCUAUACAAGUAUCUUCAUGCAACCCAUCACAUCUACAACAAACAGAACACUCUAUCUCCAUUUGCUGGUUUGGCAUUUCACCCAGUUGACGGGAUUCUACAAGCUGUACCACAUGUUAUAGCUCUGUUUCUUGUGCCAACCCAUUUUAGAUCGCACGUAGCCCUCUUAUUCAUCGAGGCUAUAUGGACAGCAAACAUCCAUGAUUGCAUCCAUGCCAACCUAUGGCCCGUGAUGGGUGCUGGGUACCACACCAUUCACCAUACCACAUACAAGCAUAAUUACGGCCAUUAUACUAUAUGGAUGGAUUGGAUGCUGGGAACCCUUCGUGACCCAGAGGAUGAUUCAUGCCAGAGAGCGCAGAAGGUGCAAUGACGCCCUUGCUUGUCUUCGCCAAGCUGCUCGUGCAAUUCCCUGUAGUUUGUUGGGUAGACUUGCGUUUUGGUUGGACUGCAUGUAAUGCAUGUGGCCUUUGCAUAUAUUUAUUUCUUUUUUAUGAUUUGUUGUUUCCGUGGGCUCAAAAGGGGACAAUGUUUGAGAGCUCAAGGAUGUUUUCUGCUUGCUUAACUUGCAAUUUAGCCACAAGCUCUGUAAGCCAAUGUUUAGUGUGUCUUUGUUAACGCGGCUCUGUAUGAUGUUGCUGUUUGGUGUGGCCACAAAAUAGUUAGUCUUUGGAACCAAGCUAGUUUUCUUUUUUCUUGAAGAAAGCAACAAGAGAUCCAAAAAUCGGGGUGUUUGUCUUUCAUGGCAGAUUUGUCUUUGAAGGGCAACCAACAGUGGCGCCGAACAGAUCUUCAGCAGCAACUUUUAUGGUGCAACCGUGGGCAUGCAUGCAUGUGCUUGAAAUACUAUAAUUCUAUAUGGUUUGGAUAAACCAAUGCAUCACAACCGAAAUGCUUUUUAGACUUGGACUGGCCAUUGGCUGUCCAUCCCCACAACACAGCCUUCUUCUUAUCCAGUUGGCAUGCCACGUAUGGAAUUCUGUUCUGUAUUUUGCUUUGUUAUAAAGAAACGUUAUUUUUUUGUUUUUAA